UGUUUUUCCCCCCCUCUGGAAUGUUGUAUCAUUGAGGAAUAUUACAAUUGAGACCUUGACUAUUUCUACACCUCGUGCAUUUUGUGGAUGUAAAAUAUUGGACAGAACAAUGAGGCGGCAAGUAUUAUUUUUCUUGAUUUUUGCUUUCAGCUCAGCAGGCGGGCAAGUUACUUACUCUAUUCCCGAGGAGAUGUCGAAAGGCUCGCUCGUUGGUAAUAUAGCGCAAGAUUUAGCAAUAGAAGUGAAAAGGCUAAAGUCGGGUAAGGCUCGCAUAUAUACAGAGGACAAUGCGGAGUACAUCGAGCUGAACAGAGACAGAGGAGUCCUGCUUGUGAAAGAGAGGAUCGACAGAGAGGCGCUGUGCGCGCAGACAACACCUUGCGCUUUGCAUCUUCAAAUCACGUUGGAGGACCCGAUUGAAUUUUACACAGUCACAGUUGAAAUCAAUGAUAUUAACGACAAUGCACCGAGUUUUAAAAAGGAGGAGAUGAAAUUUAGGAUUAGCGAGUCGGCUGUGAUCGGAGCAAAAUUCGUUCUCGAAAGAGCUAUGGAUCUCGACGUGGGAAUGAAUGGAUUGCAGAGUUAUUCGUUAAAACCCACAGACAACUUUCAUCUGAAACUUCACAGUCAGCAGGAUGGGAGCAAAAAGGUGGAGAUGGUCUUACAAAAACAUUUAGACAGAGAGGCGCAGGAUCACCUUUCCUUAAUGCUCACGGCUGUCGAUGGUGGCGACCCUCAGCUGUCGGGGACAAUGCGAGUAGAAAUUUCAGUGCUCGACGUGAACGACAAUGCUCCUGUAUUUACACAAGAAAUCUAUAAGGUCUCUAUAACUGAGACUGCUCCUAAAGCUACAAUUUUGUGCACCGUGAGUGCAUUAGAUGCUGACGUAGGGUUGAAUGGAAACGUGCUGUAUUCUAUAACAAACACGUUAGAUGACGUCUCCCUUUUGUUUAAAAUUGAAGAAGACACUGGGGUUGUGUCUUUGAUUGGAAAUUUGGAUUAUGAAAAGGCUCAGACAUAUGAAAUACAUGUACAGGCUAGUGAUGAAGGGGGACUGACAGAUUCUUGUAAGAUUAUUGUUGAUGUAACCGACACCAAUGAUAAUCACCCAUCUAUUAACAUCAUGUCUAAAACCAAUUCUGUUUCAGAAAAUACCAGGCCAGGAACUGUGGUUACAAUAUUUAAUGUUCAGGAUCCUGACUCAGGUGAGAACGGAAAAAUAACUUGUGAUAUUAAUGAUGGUAUGCCUUUUUUGAUGAAAACAACAUCAAAAAAGUUUUUUAGCUUAGUGACAGAUAGUGAUUUAGACCGAGAGAGAUCAUCUGAGUAUAAUAUCACAGUCACCUGCUCUGAUGAGGGAGUGCCCUCUCUCUCCAGCAGCAUCACUCUCACCUUACAGAUCUCUGAUGUGAAUGAUAAUGCACCUGUCUUUGAGAGAAGCUUAUAUGAGGCCUACAUAGUAGAAAACAACACACCAGGCCUCUCUAUACUCACAGUGAAAGCCACAGAUGCUGACUGGAACCAGAACGCCCGUGUUUCUUACAUACUGGAGGACUCCUCUGUUAACGGAGUGCCAGUCUCCUCAUAUGUGUCCGUCAGUGCAGACAGUGGAAUCAUCCAUGCAGUGCGCUCUUUUGACUACGAGCAGAUCAAAGAUUUUCAGUUUCUUGUCAAAGCUCAGGAUGGAGGCUCUCCUCCACUCAGCAGCAACGUGACAGUGAAAAUCCGGAUCCAGGACCAGAACGACAACCCCCCUCAGGUCCUGUACCCAGUGCAGACUGGUGGCUCUGUGGUGGCUGAGAUGGUGCCUCGUUCAGCAGAUGUGGGCUAUCUGGUGACCAAAGUGGUGGCUGUUGAUGUGGACUCUGGACAGAAUGCCUGGCUCUCAUAUAAACUCCAGAAAGCCACAGACAGAGCGCUGUUUGAAGUGGGAUUACAGAAUGGAGAAAUCAGAACUAUCCGCCAAGUCAAUGAUAAAGAUACAGUCAAGCAAAGACUGACUGUCAUAGUGGAGGACAACGGACAGCCCUCUCGUUCAGCGACAGUCAUUGUGAACGUGGCGGUGGCGGACAGCUUCCCUGAAGUGCUGUCAGAGUUCACUGACCUGAUCCAUGACAAGGAGUACAAUGACAACCUGACUUUUUACUUGGUGUUGGCUCUGGCUGUAGUUUCCUUCCUGUUCAUCACCUGUGUGGUGGUGAUUAUCUCAGUGAAAAUCUACAGAUGGAGACAGUCCCGCAUCCUGUAUCAGUCCAACCUGCCUGUGAUUCCAUAUUAUCCUCCACGUUACUCGGACACUUUGGGGACAGGGACUCUCCAACAUGUGUACAACUACGAGGUGUGCAGGACGACAGACUCCAGAAAGAGUGACUGUAAGUUCGGCAGAGCUGGUAGUCAGAACGUGCUGAUCAUGGACCCCAGUUCAACAGGGACGAUGCAGCGGAUUCAGAGUGAGAAGAGCAUCCUGGAUGAACCUGACUCUCCUCUAGAGGUUAGACUUCAACACUAUUUUCUGUGA
This is a messenger RNA of Salarias fasciatus (jewelled blenny), 2518 nucleotides long. RefSeq names its product protocadherin beta-16-like. The transcript has a single exon. NCBI's taxonomy places the organism in Eukaryota, Metazoa, Chordata, Actinopteri, Blenniiformes, Blenniidae. The record is from RefSeq and is a predicted model, not a curated record. Gene Ontology annotation, cellular component: plasma membrane. Gene Ontology annotation, molecular function: calcium ion binding. Gene Ontology annotation, biological process: homophilic cell-cell adhesion. The coding region runs from base 110 to 2518 and encodes 802 amino acids.